AUGAGAUUGUUUGAUUCUGUCGCUUCGGUGGGUAUUUUUGUCGAUCGAAGGUUCCUAUGCACUUCAAGCACCUCAAAUGCAAGGCAUGUUAGACAUGCAGUGAGUAUUCACGAGAGAGAGAAGAUCAAAAUUCAAACAGAGUUUGUUUGA
Messenger RNA from Pichia kudriavzevii, 150 nucleotides. RefSeq lists its product as uncharacterized. Bases 1 to 150 code for a protein of 49 amino acids. NCBI's taxonomy places the organism in Eukaryota, Fungi, Ascomycota, Pichiomycetes, Pichiales, Pichiaceae. The record is from RefSeq and is a predicted model, not a curated record. The transcript has a single exon.